GCCACUGAUCUCUAUAAUAAAAUCUUAUUAUUAUUAAUAUAAUCUUAAUAAGAUUUUAUUAUAGAGAUCAGAGAGUGGGGCACUGGGGGCGAGGCGAUCGUGAGUACCCACAAUGCAACGCCACCGGCCAUGUUGGUUCCAGAAGCAGUUCAGGCGUUGUACAACUUCAAUUACCGGUUACAUUGAGCAACCCACCUCUGCUCAUUUUAUUCGCCAUUCAAAUCCCUCACCAUGCCGAUCUCCUGCGGUGUUGUCAAUUGCCGCAAUCGGUAUCCGAAAAAGGCACACAGCUUUUUUAGGCUGCCUAUUGUGAUCACAAAACAAGGUGAAGUGACGAAAGAAAUGUCAGACAGGCGAAGACGAUGCUGGUUGGCGGCCAUAAACCGUACUGGCAUGAGUGAAACGGUGAUCAGGAACCUUCGUGUCUGUUCAGCUCAUUUCAUAUCAGGAAAGCCAUCUGCCUUGUACAAAGAUACAGAUCCGGAUUGGGUUCCUAUGGUAAACAUGGGAUAUGCCAUGAAAGAUUUGAACACCCAGGUAGUGAGACACGACCGGCUGAAAAAAAGAAAGGAGACCAUUAAAAAAAGGGAUGCUGCAAUGAGCCUUGUCGAGUUGGGAUCAUUUUCUGACAUAAGCGGAGGUGAUGCUGAAGUUUAUAUCGAUGUCGACUCCAAGCUCACAGACUUGGAACUGGCCCAACUGGAAAUAUCUAGACUGUCUGGUAAACUACAGCAAGCAGACACAGAAAUUGCCAGGCUGCAAAAUGAUAACCUCAAACUCAUUGAAGAAAAGGAGAGUCUGACAAGUGCCGUCCAUAAAAUGAAAGCAACAAUGCCAGGUGACUUCGCCAACGAUGAUGAUAAAGUGCAGUACUAUACUGGUUUAAAAAAUUUUGUGACACUAAUGGCACUUUUCAAUCUGCUGUCGUCUGAAAUAAGUGAAGCAAAAAAUUCGUCUUUGAGCAAGUUCCAAAAAAUGAUGAUUACACUUAUGCGCCUACGACUGAACCUGUCAAUUGUGGACCUUAGCUACCGUUUUGGCGUGUCCCGAUCUACAAUUUCAAAAGUAUUUUUGGAAAUAAUUAACGUCAUGAACAAGAUUCUGUCCCCCUUUGUGCAAUGGCCCGACCGAGAUGACGUUGAGCAUGUUAUUGGUACUCACCGUACUGUGCGCCAGAAUUUUUCAAUUCUUGGGGCGACAUGUCCAAUUGACUAUCUAAUCACAAAAUCAGAGGACGAGAGCCCAAUCUUGGACAAAAUGGUGACCGUGUGUUGUGCACUGACAAAUUUGUGUCCCUCAGUUGUGUCAUUUGACUGAAAACCAGUGUGUGUUGCCCAGUGUUCAGCUUUCUUAGCUCGUUUUUCUGGGGCCUUAUGUAUAUGAAACCAGUGCAUUAGUCAAGCCAGAUGGCAUGGAUUUAAGGUGAACCUGCAUUUAAUUAGUUUUGUUGUUUAAACCAUGUAUAUGUGUUAAUCUAUGUGAAUUUUGCGAAUGCUUCCCUGACCGCAAAAAUAAGAACACAAGAAUAUUUUAUACCGAAUAAUAAUACCGAAUAAUUCAUAUUCGACCCACUGCGAAAUUGUCUGUCAAGUCUGAAUUUGCAAAAAUAUCUGUACGCGAAAAAAUAUUGAGUAUACAGUACUUUCCUCGUCGUGGUCGUGUGCGGAACGCGUAGGUGGCCAAAGUAUAUAGAUGCGCUAAUACUGUGUCCUGGUUUUCAUAUAUAUACACUUGACAUUUGUUCAUAAAGUAUAUAAAUAAGUAUAGAUAAAUUUACUUCGACAUGUAUGUAAAUAACCUAAGAUGCAUUGAUGAGCCCAGGGCAGGGCGAAACAUGUUCUUCGUUAAAUAAAUAAUUUUUUAAAGAUAAAA
Molecule: messenger RNA, 1872 nt
Organism: Priapulus caudatus
Lineage: Eukaryota; Metazoa; Priapulida; Priapulimorpha; Priapulimorphida; Priapulidae
Exons: 2
Coding region: 232-1317 (361 amino acids)
Source: RefSeq, a predicted model, not a curated record